UAAGCUAGAAAACUAGAGAAACUCUUUUGCCGCAAACCAACUCCGCAUAAAAACAACACAAAUAGCUCCAACACACUGCAUUUUCCAUAAUCCUCCUUGUUCUCUUCUCACAAAUUCGCAGCAAAUUUUUCUUUUUCUCGCGAAGAAUGUCAGAGAAUAUAUCCCAGUGCUUCGCUUCCGUCAAAAUCUUGCCCUCCAUUUGUCAUCUCUCAUCGUUUUAUUCCCAUAUAAUAUGCAGAUUUCAAUGCUAAAAACCUCACUAAAACCAGUUGCUUCGCACACACUCCUGUCUCUAAGUCGGUUGAGAUCAAACCACAUUGAGCUUAAAAAUUGACUAAAAAAGCAUUCUUUUACAAAACCAAGAAAACGGGGUGUUAUCUGCUUGUCUGUUUUCGCAGUCUUAGAAUAUGGUCUAUUUAUAUUCCUCUUUCCAUAUUUCCACCAUUUUUUGCUCCUCCCUCAAAUCUCAAUCCCUUUUUUGUGUCUUCGUUGGUUUUGUUUGAGGUAGAUUCCAAAAGGGUGUCUUGAUUUGAGGGUUUAUUUGUGUGUGUGUGUGUGUUUGUUUUCAUUUGUAUUGAGCUAUGGAAGAUUGCUUUCUUGAUCUUGAAGUGGAUGUCAAUGGCGAAGAGGUUUUUGUGGUGAAUAAGAGAGUUAUAUCUUCUUAUUCAGGAAAGAUUAGUAAACUGGUUGGAAAAUCAGAAGGCGUGGCACGUCGUCUGAAGGUGAUCUUCGAUGACUUCCCGGGAGGGGCAGCGAGUUUCGAGCUCAUCACAAGAUUCUGCUACAACAAGGGGGGAGUGAUCAUAACCCCUCUGAACAUUUUCAAUCUCAGUUGUGCUGCAAAUUUCAUGGAAAUGGACGAUCUACGCGACCUAACGGAGAAAUCCUUGCAAGAGAUUAGCUACUGGAGCUGGCACGAGCUUCUAGCAGCGUUGAAGCAGUGCCAGGAGCUGCUCCCUCGAGCCGGCUCACUGGCAUUGCUCGACAAGUGCUUGGACUCGUUGAUUGGAAGGGUUGCAUCAUCUUGUGAGACGAGUCCAUCCCCGUCUGUCUCGUCUUCGGACAGCUCUGGCUUUAGGCUGUCGUGUGACACGAGGAGCACGGAGAGCUUGAAGAGCAGCGCGUUCAGAGCCACAUGGUGGUUUGAAGAUCUCGUGGGAUUAGGGACCGAUCUAAUCCAAACGCUGGUGAAGUCGAUGGUGGCCAAAAAUUUGGACAAUGGGAUAAUUAGCAGAUUUCUCUUCUACUACCAAAAAUCAAGAUGUGCUUCUGCCUCAGCUGAUGAGAAGAUCAAGAUCAUCGAAACUGUUGUUGACCUGCUCGAGUCGUUGGAUGCGAGGUGUGUGUCGUACAAGAGCUUGUUCGGGUUGCUGAGAGUUGGUUUGAACGCGAGCUUGAAGCAGUGCAGCCGGGACAAGCUGGAGAGCAUGAUCGGCUCACAGUUAGAUCAGGCGACCUUGGAUGAUUUGCUCGUCCCAUCUCCGGUUGGGACGAGCUGCCUCUAUGAUGUGAACCUUGUUCUUAGAUUCUUGAAGGCCUUUCUUGGUAAGGGAGUUUGCUGCGUGCCAUUGAGCCGGCUGAGGAAAGUCGCGGCCUUGAUGGAUCUGUUCCUAGCCGAAGUGGCUCCGGACCCUCACUUGAAGCCGUCCAAGUUCUUGGCGUUGAUCAUAUCGCUUCCCGACUCAGCUAGAGACUCGUGCGAUGGAGUGUACUACGCGGUGAACUUGUAUCUCGAGGUGCACUCGGGCUUGUCCGAGGAGCAGAAGACGAAAGUAUGCCGUGGAUUAACCUACGAGAAGCUCUCCCCACGAGCGCUCGACCACCUCACGCGCAACGCCAAGUUCCCCCCGAAAUCCACGGUCCAAGCCGUCGCCUCUCAGCAAAACAAGCUAAAGGGCUUGCUCCAAGACACGAGCAGUCCUCUCGGGAGCCGGAGAGACGAGGAGGGGUCCAAGCAGGUCGUGCUCUACGCGAAGAAGUUCAACCUCACCGACGAGAAUGAGAAGCUCAAGGCACAUCUCCAAGGCAUGCAAUGGAGGGUGCUGGAGUUGGAGAAAGUGUGCAGGAAAAUGCAAGUGCAAAUGACAAAGGUGAUGAAAUCAAGAAUGGGAAGCCAUAGUAGUGCCAAAUCUGUGCCUAGGCUUUGUUCAUAGAAAUGAAUCAAGAUUUCAUUUUUAUUUUUGGGUUUUUUUGCAUCUAAAAUAUUAUUUGCAUAAAUCUAUGUACAUAGCAUGAACAAUGUAGUUGUCUUUAUCUCUGUGUUUAUUCACAGAGAAUGAAGGUUGGCUGUAUAUUGGCAGUGUAAGAAAAAGAGGGUGUGUUUUGUGUUGCAGAUAUCUGUUUAUUCUCUGCAAUUUGUUGGAGGGUUCAUUCCCCCAAUUUAGGUUAAGUCCUUAUUCUUGCAGAGAAUGCACAAAUGUCAUGUCCCUUUCUGUAUUAUUCUAUUGUUUAUACAUAUCUAUCGUGUCGUGUUACGUUUUUGUUCAA
Messenger RNA from Salvia miltiorrhiza (redroot sage), 2487 nucleotides. Its product is annotated as BTB/POZ domain-containing protein At3g22104-like. The transcript is spliced from 3 exons. NCBI's taxonomy places the organism in Eukaryota, Viridiplantae, Streptophyta, Magnoliopsida, Lamiales, Lamiaceae. Bases 582 to 2153 code for a protein of 523 amino acids. Gene Ontology annotation, molecular function: protein binding. The record is from RefSeq and is a predicted model, not a curated record.